AUGAAUGGAUUAACGAGAGAUGAGAUUGAAGAACGAGCAAAACGAAGUUUUAGUUGUGGAGGAAAUACUUUCAAUGAUAUUUAUAGUUGCAGAGGAGGAUAUCAUCAAUUUAACGAAAGUGUUGAUGAAUUAAUAAAAUAUGACUCAACAGAAAUUUGUAAAUUACAUACAACUAAAGAAGUUCUUGUGUCAUUGAUUAAAAAUGCGUUAUUAAAAACUGACUUAAUUGAAGCAGUUGAUAUUAGUAAAAAAGAAGAAAAAAGUGAUGAACAAAUAAUUUCAUUUAAAGAAUAUAAAUUAGUAUUUGAUGGAAAAGAAUGGAUUAAUCAAGGACUUGUUAAAUAUUGUCAACCUCAAAAAUUAAUUAUUAGAAGAAAAGAAGAAAAAGGAUAUCAAUAUUCGUUGUUUUAUAAUCCAUCUUUAAUUGAAUCUCCAUUAAACACUCGAUGGAAUUGUGAAUAUAAAAUAAUUAAUGAAACCAUUGGAUUAUCAAUGACUAUAGGGGGAAAUGCCUCUGUUGGAGUUAUUCAAUUUAUAGAGAACUUUGGCUAUUUUGAAGGGAAAAAAGGAGAAAAUAAAUACAGAAUUGAACCAUCUUUUGUUCUUGCUAUAUUAUGUGGUAUUGUAUCAGAACAAACUAUUGAAACAUAUACUGAAUAUAUUAAUAUUAAAUCAUCAUUGUUAAAACAAACAAUUUCAACAUUAUACUCUCGACUCAAAUUAACUCAAGACUUCAGUGAAGCUAACUGGAUUAAUAAACAAAUCACAAAAAGUGAAUUAUUAUUAAAACAAAAUGAAGAAAAAUGGGAUAAAUGCACAAAGCAAUUAAAAAAUUAUUUAAUUUAUGAUUAUUAA
Messenger RNA from Entamoeba nuttalli P19, 855 nucleotides. RefSeq lists its product as hypothetical. The transcript has a single exon. The record is from RefSeq and is a predicted model, not a curated record. Lineage: Eukaryota; Evosea; Mastigamoebida; Endamoebidae. Bases 1 to 855 code for a protein of 284 amino acids.